Molecule: messenger RNA, 1305 nt
Organism: Pipistrellus nathusii (Nathusius's pipistrelle)
Lineage: Eukaryota; Metazoa; Chordata; Mammalia; Chiroptera; Vespertilionidae
Source: the annotation of a GenBank genome assembly
AUGGACCCUCCUGAACUGCGGUUUGGGGGCCAGUGCUCAGGGUCCAGGAGAGUGGACGCCAUGGGGCUCCUGGAGCCACUGCUCCAGCUCCUGCGGGCAGGGGCUCUCUGUGCGAAGCCGGCGCUGCAUCCGGACUGUCCCCCAGGAGCCGUGCCCUUCCGAGACCUCCAGUGUGCCCUCUACAAUGGCCACCCUGUCCUGGGCCCCCAGAAAACUUACCAAUGGGUGCCCUUCUAUGGCGCGCCCAACCAGUGCGACCUCAACUGCCUGGCCGUGGGACAUGCCUUCUACCACAGCUUUGGCCGCGUCCUGGACGGUACUCCCUGCAGCUGGGGUAGCCAGGGACUCUGCGUGGCUGGCCGCUGCCUGAACGCCGGCUGUGACGGUUUGAUGGGCUCGGACGCCCGCGAGGACCACUGCGGUCGCUGCGGCGGCACCAACGACUCGUGCCUCUUCGUGCAGCGCGUGUUCCGUGACACCGGAGCCUUCGCGGGAUACUGGAACGUGACUCUGAUCCCCGAGGGCGCCAGGCACAUCUACGCCGCCCACCGGAGCCGCAACCACCUGGCGCUGAUUGGGGGCGACGGGCGCUACGUGCUCAACGGCAACGGGGAGAUCAGCCCGUCCGGGACGUACGAGGCGGCGGGCACCCGCGUGGUCUACACCCGCGCUGCAGGGCCAGAGGAGACGCUGCGCGCGGCCGGACCCACGUCCCAGGACUUGGUCCUGCAGGUCCUCCUGCAGGAGCCCAAUCCCGGCAUUGAGUUCGAGUUCUGGCUCCCCAGGGAGCGCUAUGGCCCCUUCCAGGAGCAGGCCCAGGCCCUGGGCUGGUCCCUGAGGCAGCCGCGGCCUCUGGAGGUGGAGCCCCAGUCCCUUGAGUCCCAGGAAGCCCGGCCUGCUUUCCCCACACGGACCCCAAACCCCACCCCAGAUCCCUGCCCACCCUGCCCCGACACCCGUGGUCGUGCCCACCGGCUGCUCCACUAUUGCGGCAGUGACUUUGUGUUCCGGGCUCGAGUGCUGGGCCACCUCCGCCAGGCCCAGGAGACCCGCUAUGAGGUGCGUGUGCAGCUUGUCUACAAGAACCGCUCGCCACUGCAGUCCCUCGAGUAUGUGUGGGCACCUGGCCGCUGCCCCUGCCCACCAAUGGCCCUCCAUCGAGAGUACCUGCUGGCUGCCCAGCGCCUUGUCAGCCCUGAUGGCACUCAGGACCGGCUGCUGCUGCCCCAUGCUGGCUACGCCCGGCCCUGGAGCCCCGCCGAGGACAGCCGUGUACGCCUGGCUGCCAGGCACUGCCCUGUCUGA